UGAAUUAAUUAAUGUGAAUCCACAGUUUUUUGCAACAAUUAUGCAAUUGCACUGGAGCACUACCUCCAUACCGACAAACCAUCCACUUAACCAAAAAUUUUACGUUAGUUUCUUAUCGGAUAUAUACCUAUCACCAAUGCCAUCACAUACAGAUAACGGCUAUCAACCUCCCCCCUGAAUUCCUGGGGUUAUCUAAGCUUAUCUGAUUAAGUUUUCAGACACCAAAAUUGGGUCGUGUCCAGAUAAUUUUUACCCAAUUAGUGAAAAAUCCUUUGGAAAAGUUUUUCAUUUUCAGCUGAUUUGAAGCAUUUAGUAUUCGUAUUGAUACCAGGCCAAGUAAGAGAUAAUAUAGUUCAAUGGGGGAUGAGCUUUGACCAUUCACUUACGUUGGAUAUUCCAUUCCAAACAUCUCGUCAGGCGUCCAUUGCAUGCAACACGUUGUCUCCAGACCCAAUAUUGAAGGCCAAUGAAUUAACCGUGGAGUAUUCCACCAAGGAGUCUCAUUUGUUGGUCAAAUUUGAUGGUGCUAGUGAUAGGGUGAUAAGGGUGGCCAUAUCUAAUGUCAUUGAUAACUUGAAGACCAUCAUUGAAUGCAUGGAUGAAUUCGAUGAACCUGAAAAGUAAGACAAACUAUCGAAUGUUUUACCAAAAGCAUCGAGGCACCUUCAACUCUUCGGUAGCAUCAUAUACGUAUAGACUUAUGUAUUAUGUAUAGGCUUUUGUACUAUGGAUAACUUAUGUAUUAUGUAUAACAAUAAUUCAAGAAUUAGUGAUUUACC
Messenger RNA from Hyphopichia burtonii NRRL Y-1933, 779 nucleotides. RefSeq names its product chromatin DNA-binding EKC/KEOPS complex subunit. The transcript has a single exon. Gene Ontology annotation, cellular component: EKC/KEOPS complex. Bases 364 to 624 code for a protein of 86 amino acids. The record is from RefSeq and is a predicted model, not a curated record. NCBI's taxonomy places the organism in Eukaryota, Fungi, Ascomycota, Pichiomycetes, Serinales, Debaryomycetaceae.